UAUGCAUAGGAUAAUGUCAAGUAUGAUGUAUAACUAAUAGAAACAUUAGUUAUACACAAGUUGAAAAAAAUAUACCAAACAAGGCAUUAGUAAUACAUACAGCUAAUGUCUGCAUUACGCUACUUACUUCUCUUCGUACAAUGAUUCUUAAAGCUGUAAAUAUGCACCUCCGUCUAUAUAUAUGCCAGUUUUCGGCCACUAUUGUACGAGCCCCACAGACUCAACAACUACAAAAGAAAAUACAGUUCCAGAAUUCAGAGAUUAGUGUUGAGUGGUCUUUUCAUUGAUAUUUCAGACUUCUCCAUAUAAAAGAAAGAGCUUCAAGCAUUCAAACAUAAAAAACCGCUAAACAUCCCUCCCAUUUCUUCCCCUGCUCCAUGAACGGUAGCUUAUAACAAGAAUAACUCUUUUUAUCCAUUUCUAUGGACUAUGUAAAUCUUCUACUUCUUCUCCUUAUGUUCUGUACUUUCAUGCAAUCAAUUCCUUGUUUGUCUAUAAAGCAAUUACAGCAGUCAGUUAUUCUUCCCCUCAGAGCCAAGAAAAUAUCAUCCUACUCCAUCCCUAAACCACCUAAUAAAGUUGCUUUCCACCAUAAUGUUUCCCUUACAGUCUCUUUAUCUGUUGGAUCGCCUCCACAACAAGUUACCAUGGUCCUCGAUACAGGGAGUGAACUUUCUUGGCUUCAUUGCAAGAAGACUCCAAGCACACCCUCCACGUUCAACUCCCUAAUUUCUUCUUCCUACUCUGCCAUCCCAUGUUUGUCCACCAUAUGCAGGACAAAAACCCGGGAUUUCACGCUACCCGUUUCUUGCGACACGAAUAAGCUCUGCCAUGUUACGCUAUCCUAUGCCGAUGCUUCUUCGGUCGAAGGUAAUCUUGCUGCGGAGACUUUCCAUAUCGACAAUUCGAAUUUACCCGGGAUGGUGUUCGGGUGCAUGGAUGCCGGUUCAAGUUCAAACCCGGAUGAAGACUCCAAGACUACCGGGUUGAUAGGAAUGAACCGUGGAGCUUUAUCUUUUGUUUCCCAAAUGGGUUAUCCGAAAUUCUCUUACUGUAUUUCGGGUCGUGACUCUAACGGCGUUCUCCUAUAUGGAGAAGCAAAUUUGCCAUGGCUCAGACCCCGGAAAUACACACCGUUGGUUCAAAUGUCAACUCCGUUACCCUAUUUUGACCGGGUGGCUUAUACAGUCCAGUUGGAAGGAAUCAAAGUUGCGGGUACGGUUUUAAACUUGCCCAAAUCCAUUUUCGUACCGGAUCAUACCGGAGCGGGUCAAACCAUGGUUGACUCAGGUACCCAAUUCACUUUCCUACUUGGCCCGGUUUACACAGCAUUGAAAAAUGAGUACAUGAAUCAAACCAAAGGUAUGUUAAGAAACUUGAACGACCCAAAUUUCGUGUUCCAAGGGGCAAUGGACUUGUGUUACCUAGUGGAGUCGACUCGUACGAAUUUACCCCCAUUGCCAGCAGUAACUUUGAUGUUUCGAGGUGUGGAAAUGAGUGUCACUGGGGAAAAACUACUCCAUAAAUUAGUAGGGGUAACAAGAGGUAGGAAUCAAGUUUACUGUUUUACCUUUGGAAAUUCGGAUUUACUAGGGAUAGAGGCCUCUAUCAUUGGACAUCAUCACCAGCAAAAUUUCUGGAUGGAAUUUGAUUUGGAAAACUCCAGAGUUGGAUUAGCUGAAGUUAGUUGCGAAUUGGCAAGUCAAAAAUUAGGACUAGACCUUUAAUUAAUCUUAUUUUUAUAGAGUUUAGCUAUCUUGGUGAACCAUACCUUUUUGUUUCUAUGUCUCUUACUAGUUAAAUUUGCAAUUUGUAUUUGUAAAUAAGUAAGUGUGGUAGGACUAUGUACAAUCCACGGUUUAGCUGUUUCCCGGAUGGGCCAUUGAGUGGUCAUGCCAAGUUUGUUCUUUUGUUUGAUUGAAGAAAGCACAGCCAAAGCUGUGGAAAUUGGGAAGUGUGAAAAGAUUUUUCUGUUCUCAA
Messenger RNA from Nicotiana attenuata, 1980 nucleotides. RefSeq names its product aspartic proteinase PCS1-like. Bases 423 to 1727 code for a protein of 434 amino acids. Gene Ontology annotation, biological process: proteolysis. Lineage: Eukaryota; Viridiplantae; Streptophyta; Magnoliopsida; Solanales; Solanaceae. Gene Ontology annotation, molecular function: aspartic-type endopeptidase activity. The transcript has a single exon. The record is from RefSeq and is a predicted model, not a curated record.